AUGAAGCUCGUGCGGCACGCGCAAGACUCUGGUGGGACGCUGCCGGCCGUUCCGGGCCUCAUCGCGGUCGAGGGUCCGACGGACGCGCGCGCGGUGCUCCGUGCGGUGCGCGCAACAGUCCUAGUGUCCUUCGGGGCGUCUGCGCUGCGGGAGGGCGCCCCGGGGGCGAUGGUCGAGAUCGGGAAGAAGUUCGGAGGCCUCGUGGUUCUCAUGGAUCCAGACAACCAGGGGCGGCAGAUCAGGAACGCGCUGGAGGCGGCGGGUGGCCCGCUGGUGCACGCUUUCGUUGCGGGCGGCGCGAGCAUGCUGGACAGCGUGGAGGGCGGCGCCGGUGCGGCGCGCGGGAAGGAGGUCGGCGAUAUGGGCGUGGAGUGGGCGCCUCCGGACGCCAUCCGCAAGGCGAUAUUCAGCGCACGGGUCGCGACACCUGGGCGUCUGGAGUUCGGCAAGCCCGACUUGCUGGCGUGGGGCGUUGGCGGGCUCGAAUUCAACACGGCAGCCUCGGCGGAGGAGCGCAGCGGGGCAGCGGCGCGAAGACGCGCGCUCGGCACCCUCCUGGGCACCGGCGACUGCAACGGGAAGCAGCUGCUGAAGCAGUUGAAUGGGUUUGGGUUCACGCGGGAGGAGGUGGAGGCGGCGCUGGAAGAGGUGCCGGCGUGGCUGGAGCGGGAGGAGAGCGUGCGCGCAGGGUAG
This is a messenger RNA of Pedinophyceae sp. YPF-701, 693 nucleotides long. The record is from the annotation of a GenBank genome assembly. Lineage: Eukaryota; Viridiplantae; Chlorophyta; Pedinophyceae.